Messenger RNA from Thalassophryne amazonica, 1450 nucleotides. Its product is annotated as lathosterol oxidase-like. The record is from RefSeq and is a predicted model, not a curated record. The coding region runs from base 64 to 930 and encodes 288 amino acids. Gene Ontology annotation, molecular function: iron ion binding; oxidoreductase activity. NCBI's taxonomy places the organism in Eukaryota, Metazoa, Chordata, Actinopteri, Batrachoidiformes, Batrachoididae. The transcript has 5 exons.
CGAACACUGUUAGUUUACGUCCGGUAUGGCCACAGGUUGUCUGGACUGCGGCGUUGAACGGAUAUGGAUCUUGUGCUGAAUUUUGCUGACUAUUAUGUCUUCAGCCCGUAUGUGUAUCCUUCAUCGUGGCCCGAGGAUGGGGCCCUGCGACAGAUCAUUAGUCUUUUGGUGCUGACCAACAUCGGCGCUUCAAUCCUUUAUCUGGGUCUGGGUUCCUUUAGCUACUUCUUUAUUUAUGACCACAGGCUGAUGAAACACCCUCAGUUUUUACCGAAUCAGGUCCACCGGGAGAUUAAAUAUACGAUGAGCUCUCUGCCGUGGAUCAGCAUACCCACAGUGGCCUUGUUUUUCCUUGAAGUUCGAGGAUACAGCAAACUGUACGACAGUGUCAGUGAAUCUGCUUUGGGUUGGCCUGGGUUCUUUCUGAGCCUCGUUUCUUUCCUGUUUUUUACCGACAUGUGUAUCUACUGGAUUCAUCGUUUCCUACAUCAUAAACGUAUUUACAAGUUGUUUCAUAAACCACACCACAUAUGGAAAAUUCCCACUCCAUUUGCUAGCCAUGCCUUUCAUCCAGUUGAUGGCUUCAUGCAGGGACUUCCAUACCAUAUCUACCCAUUCAUCUUCCCCCUCCACAAAGUGCUCUACUUGGCCCUGUACAUCUUUGUCAACAUAUGGACCAUCUCUAUCCACGAUGGUAGCUACCACGUCCCUGGCCCUCUAGCAAGCCUAAUCAAUGGCUCCGCCCACCACACUGACCACCACUUGUUCUUUGACUACAACUAUGGUCAGUAUUUCACACUGUGGGACCAUCUGGGAGGCUCCUACCGGUACCCCUCAGCCUUGAUGGGGAAAGGUCCAUAUGAUCUAAUCCAGAAACUUGAAGCAGAAGGAAAGUUAACAACUAAUGGGUCCUUGUACAAAGAUGAGUAGUACAAGUACAUCAUUUGUACAAUGUUAAAUCACAACGGAAGAUGCCCUAAGGUGCUGCACAAUGAGUAAGGUCUAACCUUGUCCAAUCCUUGAGCAAACACUGGCAACAUACAUACAUCUUCAAAUGCUUAUCCGGGAUCGGGUCACGGGGACAUUGGCAACAGUGGUCAGGAAAACCUCCCUGAGGUGUCUUUUAAGUAUGGGAAGAAACCUCAAGCAGACCAGACUCACGGGGCUGACCAUCAGCUCUUAAUCAGUGCUUAAAGUCAUUGCAGUUUUAGUCAGCAUUUAAAAUACAGAGCUAUGCACAUAUCAUGAAGAUGCUACUCUUUGGCUGUUUGGCUUGUUUUUGUGGUAAUUGGGUUUUUGUCUUCAUUAAUAUGUCCGUAAGACCAAAUUUUAAAUUUCUAACUUGUAGUUAAAUUGUCUAUUUUAAGAAAGUAGUAUUUUUAUUAACUUUUUCAAAUUAAUAAAAACUAGUUCUACAGUUCAAUGUAGAGAUAAUACGAGCGAAGCUAUG